This is a messenger RNA of Olea europaea var. sylvestris, 1331 nucleotides long. Its product is annotated as G-protein coupled receptor 1. Gene Ontology annotation, cellular component: plasma membrane. Lineage: Eukaryota; Viridiplantae; Streptophyta; Magnoliopsida; Lamiales; Oleaceae. Gene Ontology annotation, biological process: cell surface receptor signaling pathway; adenylate cyclase-activating G protein-coupled receptor signaling pathway. The annotation marks the transcript as partial. The transcript is spliced from 9 exons. Gene Ontology annotation, molecular function: G protein-coupled receptor activity. The record is from RefSeq and is a predicted model, not a curated record.
AAAAUUAUUUUAACGGCCAUCAACACCGGAGCCUCCAGCCUCUCCUUCGUAGGCUCCGGGUUCAUUGUACUAUGCUAUUUACUCUUCAAGGAGCUCCGCAAGUUCUCCUUCAAGCUCGUUUUCUUCCUCGCCCUCUCAGACAUGUUUUGCAGUUUCUUCAGCAUCAUUGGGGAUCCAUCUAAAGGAUUCUUUUGUUAUGCUCAGGGUUACACGACACACUUUUUCUGUGUUGCUUCUUUUCUGUGGACUACGACGAUCGCUUUUACUCUACACAGAACAGUUGUUAGACACAAAACUGAUGUAGAGGAUCUAGAGUCCAUGUUUCAUUUGUACGUUUGGGGUACUUCGGUUGUCAUGACAGUUAUACGCUCUAUUGGCAAUGACCAUGGGCAUAUACGUCGCUUAGGCACUUGGUGUUGGGCACAAUCAGGACGUACAGGAAAGGUGGUUCACUUCAUAACAUUUUAUGCACCUCUCUGGGGGGCUAUUCUUUUCAAUGGCAUCACCUAUUUUCAAGUGAUACGCAUGUUAAACAAUGCCACUCGUAUGUUAGCGGGAAUGUCUGAGCGAUCACACCAAUCAGAUGCAUGGCCAGAUACGAAGGCACUGAACCGAUGGGGUUACUAUCCCCUUAUUCUUAUUGGGUCUUGGUUUUUUGGUACAAUCAACCGCAUCCAUGACUUUAUUGAACCAGGUCAUAAAAUAUUUUGGCUUUCAGUGCUUGAUGUUGGAAUGGCUGCUCUCAUGGGCCUCUUCAACUCAAUAGCAUAUGGCCUGAACUCGUCAGUGCGAAGGGCAAUUUAUGAAAGAUUGGAUCUGUUACCAGAAAGCUGCCACAGAUGGUUCCCAAAGAGUUUGAAACCUAGAGGUCAACGACAGGAGAGUGAACUAGUCCCGUUGAAAAUUGAGGAUCAGCGGUAGCAGUGAUCAUGGAGGAGUUCUGUGUUCGCUGAUCAAAAUUGACAGGAAAAUGAAGAGAGGAACACGUUAUAGUUCCUUCUUAUCAAGUUGUUUUGUUGCCUCUGCAGAGGAAUUCCAAUCCAUUUCAGUUUAUGGAUUGGAGAAGGUUUGCUAGAGGGAGCUGUAGAACAUUACUAGUGUUCAUGGAAGCAAUGUAAAGCAUGUCAACUUUUAGCUUUGGAUUGUGUCUGAAACAGCUGAUUAUUCUUUCAUCGAUUCAACUCAUGCUCAACUGUAAAUCCGCUGUUUCUUUUACUUGCUUUAUCUAGAGUUCUGUUAAAUUUCACAAAAUCUGUGCAAAAAUGUAUUUGUUGACUUGCUGAACUACCUAACAAUUCUUGGAAUCUUACCGGGGAUUUCCUUUGAGUGAA